AUGCUGGUACCACAACAGCCCAUAUCGUGGCCAUCACGUCGAUCCAAGGCAGUCACAAAGGCAAAGGCUCCCGCCGUGGAAACAAUUCCCCAGGAAACAGACAGUGGCAGCUCAUCGAGCAGUGAGCAGAGAGAUGUUCCCGAGGUGCAGGUGCCGAGUCCGCGGGCGGGGCGCAAAGUCCACCACAGUAGCAAUGUCAAGUUUGAAGUCAUGCUACUAUAUCUGCGGCAGCAGCAGCUGGAGAAAAGGUGGGCGGAUGACAACUCUACCGAGGGCGUCAUCUUGAAACGGGGUAAGGACGACUUCAUCUGUCAACCCGCAGAUCUGCCCAGACAUGUCAAUGGGUUCUUCGACGAGACCAAAAAAUUGAACGUCAAAGUUGCCAUGACCGUGAGAACGAGCGCCAUCAGAAUGUUUCUCGAGGAGUAUCAACACCCCUUUGUGCCCUUCAGCCACGGGCAACAGCUCCAUAUCAUUGACAACAUCAGCGCGCUGUCCUUUUGCAAAAGGCAUCAUUAUGCCGCGUUUGUGCGAAGUCAAGGCAUGCUUGUUGUUUGGGACGAAGACCCGACUGAAGUCGUUAGCCGCGCAGAACGGAUCGAGAGACUCCUUGUAAAUAUGCUGUGGAGCAUGGAUAGCUCGGAUGACGAAUUGGACCCGAUCGAUGUCGAAAAGAAGGCCCUUGAUCCCUCCAGGGGGACCGGGGCACCAGACAGGUUGACGGAUGCCAGCGAAACCGACGAGGAAGAAGUCUGGGACAAGCCUCGCAAGACAGUCAUCUACCAGGCCUUCCUCGUCGCAUGCGUGUCCAUCAUAACGAUCUUCUGUCUUGCUAUCGGCUGGAGGCAAAUCGCUACCGAGAUCAAGAUCGACAAAAGCUAUUCUAGACUGGCUAUCCUAGUCCCGGCGCCUUUGCAGUUGUGGUUGGGCUGGUUUUUCUUCACGACCUUGGUCAACGGCGUCUCUCAGAUAAUCGGCCCUGUCAAACAGUUGACGGAGAAUUCACGAUUCUAUUCGGCAAUGCCGCCGGUACGUUUGACAGGUGUGGGCGCCACUCUACCCCACGUUACGAUUCAGUGCCCGGUGUACAAGGAGGGGUUGGACACUGUCAUUCACCCGACGGUGGUGUCUCUCAACAAAGCCAUAUCGACCUAUGAAUUGCAAGGCGGCAGUGCCAACAUCUUCGUCAACGACGAUGGCAUGCAAAUCAUUUCUGAGGACGACGCGCGCAGGCGGAUUCAGUAUUAUGAAGACAACAGCAUCGGCUGGGUUGCCCGGCCAAAACACGCACCCAAGGGCGACGCGGACGGCAAAAACGUCUUCAUCCGAGCCGGCAAGUUCAAGAAAGCUUCCAAUAUGAAUUUCUGCCUAGCCGUGAGCAAUCGGAUCGAGGACAAGAUGGCGGAAGUCGUACGGGCCCCGACCUGGAACCAAGAGGACGAAUACCGCCUGUACCAUUCGUGCUUCGACCAAGUCCUCGCCGAAGACAGCGGCCGCACCUGGGCCGGUGGUGACAUCCGGGUCGGAGACUACAUCCUCCUCGUGGAUUCCGAUACCCGCGUACCGCAGGAUUGUCUACUAGAUGCUGUUUCCGAGAUGGAAUCGGCGCCCGAGGUGGCCAUUAUCCAGUUCUCCUCGGGCGUGCUGAACGUGACUACGAGCUUUUUCGAGCGCGCCAUCACCUUUUUCACCAACUUGGUCUAUACAGCGAUCCGGUUCGCCGUGGCCAAUGGGGACGUGGCCGCUUUUGUCGGGCACAACGCAAUGUUGCGAUGGUCUGCAGUGCAAGAUGUCGGGUAUAUUGACGAUAAGGACGGCAUCGAGAAGUUCUGGUCGGAAAACACGGUCUCGGAAGACUUCGAUAUGGCUCUCCGGCUGCAAGCCAUGGGCUAUAUCAUGCGCUUUUGCACCUACUACGGCGACGGCUUCAAGGAGGGUGUGUCGCUGACGGUCUACGACGAGUUGUCCCGCUGGGAGAAGUACUCGUACGGCUGUGCCGAGCUGCUAUUCAAUCCGUUCCGCUACUGGGUCACACGGGGCCCCAUCACACCGCUGUUCCGCCGCUUUAUAACCAGCCGGAUGAGCCUGAUGGCGAAACUGACCAUCCUGGCCUACGUGGGCACCUAUUUCGCCAUCGCCUCCGCCUGGCCGUUGACCUUGAUGAACUAUUUCCUCAUCGGCUGGUUUAACGGCUAUUUGGAUCACGCGUACGUCACGUCGUUCGAGAUCUAUUUCGGCAUCGUCGUUGUCUUUCAGGGCCUCGGCACCGUCAGUCUGGCCGUGCUGCGGUACCGCGUGGAGAAUCGCUCACUGGUCGGCUCGUUACUGGAAAACUUCACCUGGCUGCUCCUGCUCACCGUCUAUCUCGGCGGGAUCUCUAUGCAUAUCUCCCAGGCUAUCCUCUGCUACCUCUUCAGCAUCAACAUGACCUGGGGCGCCACGGCCAAAGAGGCCGAGAGGACGUCCUUCUUCCGGGAGGUCCCUGUUAUCCUCAAAAAGUUCAAGUUCACCUUUUGUUAUUGUAUCGUCAUGAUCAUCGUCAUGAUUGUUAUGGCUGGAGUCGGCCCGUUAGGAGCCCUCGUGCCGCACGAUUGGAGGAUCACCACGUUUACGGCCAUUUUCCCACUCGCAAUCUUGGUGGCGUUUCAUUUUUUGCUGCCGCUCGUGUUGAAUCCGGGUUUGAUGCAAUUUACUUUCUAG
Molecule: messenger RNA, 2700 nt
Organism: Capronia coronata CBS 617.96
Lineage: Eukaryota; Fungi; Ascomycota; Eurotiomycetes; Chaetothyriales; Herpotrichiellaceae
Exons: 2
Coding region: 1-2700 (899 amino acids)
Source: RefSeq, a predicted model, not a curated record